CCGCCAACCACCCAACUCCGCCAACUACCCAAGUCCGCCAACUUCCCAAGUCCUCCCACUACUCAAGUUCGCCAAAUACCCAAGUCCCCCAACUACCCAAGUCCGCCAACUACCCAUGUCCGCCAACUUCCCAAGUCCGCCAACUUGCCAAGUCCGCCGACUACUCAAGUCCGCCAACUUUCCAAGUCCGCCAACUUCCCAAGUCCGCCAACUUCCCAAGUACGCAAACUACCCUUACCACACUAGAACCCCCACCCUGCCGCUCUAGGAAUGCUUCCCUGCUCCCCUGCGUUUCUAGGACCGACCCUUGCUGCUCUAGGACCGCCCCUUGCCGCUCUAGGACCACCCCUUGCCGCUCUGGGACCGCCCCUUGCCGCUCUAGGACCGCCACUUGCCGCUCUAUGAUGGCCCCUUUCCCCUCUAGGACCGCCCCUUGCUGCUCUAGGACCGCCCCUUGCCGCUCUAGGGCCGGCCCUUGCCGCUCUAGGACCGCCCCUUCCCGCUCUAGGACCGCCCCUUGCCGCUCUAGGACUGCCCCUUGCCGCUCUAGGACCGCCCCUUGCCGCACUACGACCGCCCCUUGCCGCUCUAGGACCGCCCCUUGCCGCUCUAGGACCGCCCCUUGCCGCUCUAGGACAGCCCCAUUGCCACUCUAGGACCGCCCCUUCCGCUCUAGGACCGCCCCUUGCCGCUCUAGUACAGCCCCUUGCCGCUCUAAGACCGCCCCUUGCCGCUCUAGGACCUCCCCUUGCCGCUCUAGGACCGCCCCUUGCCGCUCUAGGACCGCCCCUUGCCGCUCUAGGUCCGCCCCUUGCCGCUCUAGGACCGCCCUUGCCGCUCUAGGACCGCCCCUUGCCGCUCUAGGACCGCCCCUUGCCGCUCUAGGAACGCCCCUUGCUGUCUAGGAACGCCCCUUGCCGCUCUAGGACCGCCCCUUGCCGCUCUAGGACCGCCCUUUGCCGCUCUAGGACCGCACCUUGCCUCUCUAGGACCGCCCCUUGCCACUCUAGGACCGUCCCUUACCGCUCUAGGACCACCCCUUGCCACUCUAGGACCGCCCCUUGCCGCUCUAGGACCGCCCCUUGCCGCUCUAGGACCGCCCAUUGACGCUCUAGGACCGCACCUUGCCACUCUAAGACUGCCCCUUGCCGCUCUAAGACCGCCCCUUGCUGCUCUAGGACCGCCCCUUGCCGCUCUAGGACCGCCCCUUGCUGCUCUAGGACCGCCCCUUGCCGCUCUAGGACAGCCCAUUGCCACUCUAGGACCGCCCCUUCCGCUCUAGGACCGCCCCUUGCCGCUCUAAUUGCAACACUACAAGCUGGAGGCGGGGCUGACGGGCGAUGAUGCGUAUGUGGUGAGCGGGUCGGAGGACGGGCGCGUGGUGGCGUGGGACCUGGUGGAGGGCGCGGUGGCGGGUCAGCACAGUGCGCACAAGGGUGCCGUCACGGGGCUCGCCUUCCACCCCGACGACAAGCACAUGCUCACAUGCUCCGCUGAUGGCUCCGUGCGCCUCUGGGACGUGCACCAUUGACCAGCUUUGACCAAGGUUGACCAGUGUUGACCGAUGCCUUGAAAUGUUGAUAGCUGUAGAGAUUCAGUGAAGUAGGCGCCGGUGACAGGGCGGAAUAAGUCAGGGAGUUGGGUGGGCUGGGUGGCAACAUGGACAUCCAUGCAAGACGAAUAAUAUUUGGGUUUCUUGCAAUGUGUCAU
This is a messenger RNA of Closterium sp. NIES-67, 1710 nucleotides long. The record is from the annotation of a GenBank genome assembly. Lineage: Eukaryota; Viridiplantae; Streptophyta; Zygnematophyceae; Desmidiales; Closteriaceae.